Molecule: messenger RNA, 1515 nt
Organism: Fragaria vesca subsp. vesca
Lineage: Eukaryota; Viridiplantae; Streptophyta; Magnoliopsida; Rosales; Rosaceae
Exons: 1
Coding region: 1-1515 (504 amino acids)
Source: RefSeq, a predicted model, not a curated record
AUGGAUUCUCCGAAACUAAAACCCAACCAGCUAAGAACCUCCCUCGCCCGCCUCCUCACCUUCGCCGUCCUCGUCCUCGCCGUCCGCUUCGCCUACGUCAUCACCCUCGCCGGCGAGUCCUGCGGCUACAACGACUUCUGCUUCUUCCCCGACACCUUCAGACUCCACAGCCGCGUAGUCCCACAAAACGCCGCCGUUUCGGGCGCCGUACUUCCACGUGUCCCCGACCUCUGGACGACCAAGAAGUGGCGCCGAACAGUGGAUUACUACUCCGCAAUCUUCCAAGAACUCAUCGCCGAGGGCUUCCUCUCCCCCAAUUCUCGGGCCCUCUGCGUGGGCACACGCGCCGGAGAGGACGUGCUCGCGCUUAAAGAAAACGGCGUCGUUUACUCGAUUGGAAUCUCCGCCAACACCGCUUCUCCGCCGUUGAUCGUCCCCGGGGCCCCGCACCUCCAGCCGUUCGAUGAAGCCACCUUCGACUUCGAAUUCUCCGCCAACGGGUCACUGGACCGGUCGGGUCGACCCGCGGAUUUCGCGGCCGAGGUCUGCCGGACCCUCAAACCGGGCGGGUUCUUCGUGGCCCAGAUCUUCGCGAAAGACAACUACAGCUUCCAUUCCCUUCUUGAUUUGUUCAACUGCUGCCGCCUCAUCCGCACCCGCGACGUCGACGGCGUCGAUACGACGUCGGUUCGGGAAGUCGUGCUGAGAAAAAAGACGCAAUUUCAAAACCCUAGAAAUUUGGGGCUUAAUGGCAAUUCCAGUAAGAACUGUGAAAUCCCGGGGUAUAAACGGGAAUUGGUGCAAAAAGCAGAGGCCUUGAUAGAGCAGGAGCCACUGAAGCCGUGGGUUGCAAGGAAGAGAAGCUUGAAGAAGGUCAAGUACUUGACUUCAAUGGCGGACAUCAGCUUUAAGCAGAGGUAUGUUUACAUUGAUGUUGGAGCUCGUGGAUAUGGGUCUAGUAUAGGGAGCUGGUUCAAGAAGCAGUACCCAAAACAGGGCAAGAGCUUUGAGGUUUAUGCAAUGGAGGCUAAUAGGGUUUUUCAUGAGGAGUAUAGAGAUAAGGAAGGGGUUAGUCUUGUGCCUUAUGCAGCUUGGGUGAGGAAUGAGACGCUGUUCUUUGAGAUUACGAGGGAUUCGGGUUCGAAAGACGUGGAGGUGGCUGGAGGAGUUGGGAGGAUUAAUCACAAUGUGAGAAGCUCUUCGAGUUAUGGGGAGGAGGUGGAUAAGAUAAAGGGGAUUGAUUUUGUGGAGUGGUUGAAGAGGAGUGUUUCGGGGAGCGAUUUAGUGGUGGUGAGGAUAGAUGUGGAAGGGAGUGAGUUUUAUUUGGUUCCUAGGUUGAUUGAGAGUGGAGCAAUUUGCUUGAUUGAUGAGGUGUUUAUGGAAUGUCAUUACAACAGGUGGCAGAGGUGCUGCCGCGGUCAGCGCAGUGCCAAGUUCAAGAGGAGUUAUGAUCAGUGCUUGGAGCUGUUCAAUAAGCUCAGAGCGGCUGGAGUUCUUGUACAUCAAUGGUGGUGA